AGAACGCGAGCACGGUAAGUGACGCGUCUCAGUGUCUUCCGUUAAGUCCGUGCGAAACAACUUCGAACGCUACCACCGCCUUGAUAUACGGAAACACAUCAACCACAUCGUGAUACUUGGCUAAUACUUUUCCGUCGUCGAAAACCCAUACAGGUACAUAGUGAUUUACUGUUGAGAUCGAAAUCGCUGCAAACGACCGUCGAAAAUGCGUGAGUGUAUAUCAGUACAUAUUGGUCAAGCCGGUGUCCAGAUCGGUAAUGCGUGUUGGGAGCUAUACUGCUUGGAACAUGGCAUUCAACCUGACGGACAAAUGCCAUCGGACAAGACGAUCGGUGGAGGAGAUGAUAGUUUCAACACAUUUUUUAGCGAGACCGGAGCUGGGAAACACGUUCCAAGAGCUGUGUUUGUUGAUUUGGAGCCAACCGUUGUCGACGAAGUACGUACAGGCACGUACAGACAACUGUUUCACCCCGAACAGCUGAUCACCGGCAAAGAGGAUGCGGCCAACAACUACGCCCGUGGCCACUACACUAUCGGUAAGGAGAUCGUCGACAUCGUGCUGGACCGGAUCCGGAAGCUGUCCGACCAAUGCACCGGUUUGCAGGGUUUCCUGGUAUUCCACUCGUUCGGUGGUGGAACCGGUUCCGGGUUCACGUCACUGCUCAUGGAACGGCUGAGCGUGGACUACGGGAAAAAGAGCAAGUUGGAGUUCUCCAUCUACCCGGCACCACAGGUGUCCACGGCCGUGGUCGAGCCGUACAACUCAAUACUGACCACGCACACCACGCUCGAGCACUCAGACUGUUCGUUCAUGGUGGACAACGAGGCCAUCUACGACAUAUGUCGCCGGAACUUGGACAUUGAACGGCCCACGUACACCAACUUAAACCGAUUGAUUGGCCAGAUCGUGUCUUCCAUUACGGCGUCGCUAAGGUUUGACGGCGCGUUGAACGUCGACUUGACAGAGUUUCAAACAAAUCUGGUGCCGUACCCGCGGAUCCACUUCCCGCUGGCCACAUAUGCGCCGGUGAUAUCGGCCGAGAAGGCGUAUCACGAACAGAUGACCGUGGCCGAGAUCACGAACGCCUGUUUUGAGCCGGCCAACCAGAUGGUCAAGUGUGACCCGCGGCACGGAAAGUACAUGGCGUGUUGCAUGCUGUACAGGGGCGAUGUGGUGCCGAAGGACGUGAACGCGGCCAUCGCCACAAUCAAGACAAAGAGGACCAUACAGUUUGUGGACUGGUGCCCAACCGGGUUCAAGGUGGGUAUCAACUACCAGCCACCGACCGUUGUUCCGGGUGGUGAUCUGGCCAAAGUGCAGAGGGCCGUGUGCAUGCUGUCCAAUACGACGGCCAUCGCCGAGGCCUGGGCACGGCUCGACCACAAGUUCGACUUGAUGUACGCGAAGCGCGCGUUCGUCCACUGGUACGUGGGUGAAGGCAUGGAGGAAGGCGAGUUUAGCGAGGCCCGCGAGGACCUGGCCGCGUUGGAGAAGGAUUACGAGGAAGUUGCCACCGAUUCGGCGGACGGUGACGGCGACGACGGAGACGAAUACUAACAACCACCUGCACCACCUCAACCACCACUACCGCCGCCGUUUCAACAUCGCGAACGACUGCCGCCGUCCGAUCCCGCAGACAACGAUCUCUCUGGUUACAGAAAUUUCCGUCCUCGUGUGUCGCUCGUACGAUGACAAUAAUAUUAUUAUGAUAUCACAAUAAAAAUGAAAUAAUAAUAACAAUAACCAGUGCUCGAAUUGGAAAAAUAAAAGGAGUUACUAUAAUAAGUCGUGAAAGACAUGUUUGUCGUCCGUUGCAAUGAUCGAACUCCACGUAGAUAACUCGAUGGGGGCUAUGCGAUUGUUUCACAUAUUAUUUCGAUCGCUAUACAUAUUACGAUUAACGUACACUAGAUGCAAAUGCAAAAAGUUAUUUUUUAUUUUUAUACAUUAAAUGAAUAUAUUGUGUUAACCUGAAAAAACGCUGUCCCUUCCCCACUCAAUUCGAGCUCUGCAUAUUUAUAACAAUAUAGGUACUCUUUAAAUACAAUACAUAAUAUAUAUUAAAAUUAAUCCCCAACGGGCAACGGGUGCGUUUUAUAUCGUUGAAAUGGCUGUUUCAAAUUUUUGAAAUACAUUCUACUAUUAAUUGCUUAAAAGCUUAAAUGGCUUUAAAAUCUGAAAUUUGAAUAAUUUACUUACACUAACACGUACAAUCGAUCGACCACCGGACAUGGACAAAAUAUAUGACAUUAAUACACGAAGGUUAUUUUUAGCUAAAUACAUAUUUUAUAAUAUUGUAUAUUAUAAGUGUUGAUCGGUGGCAUAAUGGACUGCAUGCAUUUUGUAUGGUGGAGGGGGGUGGGUAAAGUUUAUAAUAAUUACAAAACAUUUCAAAAAAAUAUAUAAACUUAAUAUUGAUGGGAAUUUGUAUUUUUUUCCAUUGUAAAAAAAUUUAAGAGGGUGGGAUUUGAACCCUCUACUCCCCACUCCGUACAUAAAAUCAGAUCGUUUGCAUAUUUAUUAUAUACUAUAAUAUCUCAGCUCGUAUAACGACUAACAGUACCUAUUUACCUAAAGAUAGUUUUAUGCUCUUUUUAUUUUCAAAUUUCAAAUUUGUUCUUUUUAGUUUAAUAUAACAUUAACACAUUAUAACUUAUUAAUUAUUAUUGACGUUAACUAACGUAGACAUAAGAUUUUAUAAUAUUAUAUAUAUAAUUAUUUUUACGAUAGUUUUUUAUUAUGUAAUUGUAAUGAUAAUAAUUGUAAUUCGUAUGUAUACUAUAAUAUAAUAUAGUAAUGCUACUUA
Molecule: messenger RNA, 2807 nt
Organism: Metopolophium dirhodum (rose-grain aphid)
Lineage: Eukaryota; Metazoa; Arthropoda; Insecta; Hemiptera; Aphididae
Product: tubulin alpha-1C chain
Exons: 4
Coding region: 206-1558 (450 amino acids)
Biological process (GO): microtubule cytoskeleton organization; mitotic cell cycle
Cellular component (GO): microtubule; cytoplasm
Molecular function (GO): structural constituent of cytoskeleton; GTP binding
Source: RefSeq, a predicted model, not a curated record